Paramecium tetraurelia is the source of this 711-nucleotide messenger RNA. RefSeq lists its product as uncharacterized. Lineage: Eukaryota; Ciliophora; Oligohymenophorea; Peniculida; Parameciidae. The transcript has 4 exons. The record is from RefSeq and is a predicted model, not a curated record.
AUGUAAUAAGCUUAUGCUAUCGUUAAGGAUGAUUUUGAGUAGAUUUAAGCAAUUCAAUAAAAAUGGAAGCAUCAGGAGAUUAAGAAGGAAUUCAGAGAAGAUUUCAAAAGAUUAAAAUUAAAUUUCAAUGAGGAGUAAAACUAGGAUUUCCAACUUCCUGAUGUUUUUAUAACUACAAAACAAUAUCAUUCAAAACCAGCAAAGAGUCCAAAAACGAGAAAAAAAUAGUCAUUCAGUUUUGAUUACGUAUUUCAAUCAAUAAAAAUGUCAAAAAACUAAAGAAACCUUGAAUUGUCAACUUUGGAAUCCAAUUACAAAAAGUUUAAAAAAUAUUGUUGUUCUAUAAAAUAAUCUCCAAAAGAGGAGAUCUUGAGUUAAUGUGUAUCAAUAUCAAGAGAUUAGAACUUUUAAAAGAUUGAUGGCAUUAAAUUUCCUGAAAGUCUAUAUACAAUUCAUAAAAAAAGGAGAGACAAAUUAGAUGACAUCUUUAAAAAUUAAACUUGUGAUAAUUCAAUUUAUAAAAUCAAAUAAUUUGAAGAGGAAAACUAAAAACAAUGUAUGAUUUCAAACAAAUAAAAGGAAUAUACAAGUAGAUCCUAUUUAGAUAAUGCAUAUUUCUCAAUUUUAUCAGUAAAUAGAGAAUGUCGAUAAAGAGUAAAAAACGCGAUUCAAUAUUCGUUACCUCAGGAAUCGAGAUUUUAAUAAUUCUGA